Messenger RNA from Helianthus annuus (common sunflower), 2078 nucleotides. Its product is annotated as putative 3,4-dihydroxy-2-butanone kinase. NCBI's taxonomy places the organism in Eukaryota, Viridiplantae, Streptophyta, Magnoliopsida, Asterales, Asteraceae. The transcript has 18 exons. Gene Ontology annotation, cellular component: cytosol. Gene Ontology annotation, biological process: glycerol catabolic process. The record is from RefSeq and is a predicted model, not a curated record. Gene Ontology annotation, molecular function: ATP binding; glycerone kinase activity. The coding region runs from base 147 to 1937 and encodes 596 amino acids.
AGCAAAACGUAAGUUUACUCUUUGAUUUGUUAAGAGGGACUAGGUUUGGUGGCUACUAAUUAGAAGGGGCUAAGUUUGUACGCUGAUAGCUAGCUACUCCCCCAAGGAGCAAGUUCACAGGCUUGAGCACUGGCUGGCUAGGGUUUAUGGCGUUCGAGAGUAAAAAGCUGAUAAACAAUCCUAAUGAUGUGGUAACUGAGUUCAUUGAGGGACUUGUAGAAACUUAUCCCGGGUUGCAGUAUUUGGAUGGCUUUCCAGAGGUCAAGGUUGUUUUACGUGCUGAUGUUUCACCUUCAACGUAUGACAAAGUUGCUGUUAUAUCAGGAGGUGGGAGUGGGCAUGAGCCUGCUCAUGCUGGAUUUGUCGGGGAUGGGAUGCUCACAGCAGCAAUCUGUGGCGAUGUUUUUGCCUCUCCGCCUGUUGCUUCAAUUCUUGCUGGCAUACGAGCAGUCACUGGGCCAAUGGGAUGCCUUCUAAUUGUCAAGAACUAUACUGGGGACCGCUUAAAUUUUGGAUUGGCAGCGGAGGAAGCUAAAGCUGAAGGUUACAAAGUAGAGAUGGUAAUCGUUGGAGAUGAUUGUGCACUGCCACCCCCGCUAGGCAUAGCUGGAAGAAGAGGCUUGGCUGGAACCAUUCUUGUUCAUAAGGUUGCAGGAGCAGCAGCUGCUUCUGGUCUUUCUCUUUCUGAGGUUGCUUCUGAAGCAAGGCAUGCAUGUGGAAUAGUUGGUACAAUGGGUGUUGCACUCUCAGUUUGCACGCUUCCUGGUCAGCCAAAAUCAGACCGUUUGGGACCAGGAAAAAUGGAGCUUGGUCUUGGAAUUCAUGGAGAACCUGGUGCUAUUGUAGCAGACAUCCAACCCGUGGAUUUGGUGGUAUCCCAUGUGCUCAAUCGUAUACUCUCAGAAGAAACUAACUAUGUUCCAAUUAAACGUGGGAGUCGUGUGGUACUCAUGAUUAAUGGAUUAGGAUCAACACCUGUAAUGGAAUUGAUGAUUGCUGCUGGAAAGGCAGUCCCUAUUUUACAGCUUGAACAUGGACUUGCUGUUGUCAGAGUAUAUACGGGCUCAUUUAUGACAUCUCUUGAUAUGGCAGGGUUUUCAAUAUCCAUAAUGAAGGCAGAAGCAGCAAUUUUAAAACGCCUAGAUGCUGCAACUAAGGCUCCACAUUGGCCUGUCGGAGUUGAUGGUGAUCACCCGCCUGCCAAGAUUCCUGUUCCAGUUCCAGUCCCACCUUCUCGUUCAACAAAGAGUCAUGAGCUAUUGAGUAGGCCACAAGAGCUUAAUGAGCAAGGUCGUGCGCUGGAGAUAGCAAUAGAAGCAGCAACACUUGCAAUUAUUAACCUUAAAGAUAGUUUAAAUGAGUGGGACAGCAAAGUGGGUGAUGGCGACUGUGGAUCAACAAUGUGUAGAGGAGCAACCGCUAUUCAAGAGGAUCUAAAGAAGUACUAUCCCCUGAACGAUGCUGCUGAAACGAUUAAUGAGAUAGGAUCAUCCAUCAGAAGAGUGAUGGGAGGAACAAGUGGAAUCCUGUAUGACAUAUUUUGCAAGGCGGCAUAUGCACAGUUGAAACCAAACAAUCAAUCAGAGAUUACACCACUACAAUGGGCUGAUGCGUUCGAGGGGGCUAUCAGUGCGGUUAUGUUAUAUGGUGGGGCUGCUGCUGGUUAUCGGACCAUGUUGGAUGCCCUUAUUCCAGCUUCAACGCUUCUUAAACAGAGGUUAACGAUUGGGGAUGAUCCUUUGGAUGCUUUUCUUACCUCAUCUCAUGCUGCGAUUGAAGGAGCAGAGUCCACUAAACACAUGGAAGCUCAGGCGGGUCGCUCAACAUAUGUCUCAACAGAUAUCCUUAAAUCAGUUCCGGAUCCAGGGGCCAUGGCUGCAGCUUCAUGGUACCGUGCAGCAGCUCUUGCUUUGAAACAAGCCUCUUUAUCCCCUUGAUCACAACUACUUUUUGUAGCUGACCUGAGUAUACUUUUUGUUAACCGUUCCAAAUCAACAUACAUACAUAUAUACACGACUUUAAACUAAUAUGAUUAUUGGAAAUCACAUGACUUUUAAAUGUCAUGGUCGUUUUAAGCU